Molecule: messenger RNA, 939 nt
Organism: Rhodofomes roseus
Lineage: Eukaryota; Fungi; Basidiomycota; Agaricomycetes; Polyporales; Fomitopsidaceae
Product: MoaB/Mog domain-containing protein
Exons: 7
Coding region: 1-939 (312 amino acids)
Source: RefSeq, a predicted model, not a curated record
AUGUCGCAACAAGGUAUCCCGGGCGAUCCAUCCGCGAAGCCUGCCUCAGGCGCGAGCGCUGGUACAGCGCCAGAUGCCCUGCCAGUGACGGAGUGGAACUUCCCAGUGUCGCCCGUGCCUCCUAAUCCUCUCGGUGAGGGGCAAUAUAUCAAGAGGGCAGCAGCCCUCAUCAUAGGAGAUGAGAUACUGAACGGCAAGACGCUCGAUCGCAACUCCAACUACUUCGCGCGUUUCUGUUUUGAGAAUGGCAUCGACCUAAAGCGAAUCGAAGUUAUACCGGAUGACGAGGAUGAUAUCAUCGAAGCCAGUCGUCGACUUGUACAGACGUACGACUUUGUAAUCACCUCCGGAGGCAUAGGGCCUACGCAUGAUGACAUCACAUAUGCUUCCCUCGCAAAGGCGUUCAACCAGCCGCUGGAGAAGCACGCAGAGACUCUUUCGCGGAUGACGGCAAUGAGCCGCCACCGCGCCGACAUCAUGAACCAGACUGCGGAGCAACGCGAGGCUCGCGAGCGGAUGGCCCUUUUCCCUGCGAGAGCCGAGGCACUCUUCAUCGGGCCUGAUGUAUGGGUGCCCGUGGUGCGCCUGGAGGGCAAGCUCUGCGUCUUCCCGGGAAUCCCAAGACUCUUACAGAAGAUGCUCGAUGGGCUCAAGCUCUACCUACCUCUCCCGCCCUUGAGCGAGCGCCCCUUCCGUCUCCAAAUCUUCACGAGCAUGCCGGAGUCGUCCAUCGCCCCGUACCUCACUGAGCUUCAGGCACGGACGAAGGCCGCUGGCGUGCGCGUGGGGUCGUAUCCACUGCUGAUGCGGGGAGUGUACGUCGCGCUCAUCGGGCGAGACGAGGAAAAUGUGAAAGUGCUCGCGGCGGAAGUGGCAGAGAGGCUUGAGGGCAGGGUCGUCACGGAGGAGGAAGCGGCCAAGGAGAAGGCAAGUAUGUAG